Molecule: messenger RNA, 517 nt
Organism: Aphanomyces invadans
Lineage: Eukaryota; Oomycota; Saprolegniomycetes; Saprolegniales; Verrucalvaceae
Exons: 2
Coding region: 14-457 (147 amino acids)
Biological process (GO): autophagy of mitochondrion; mitochondrial fission; peroxisome fission
Cellular component (GO): peroxisomal membrane; mitochondrial outer membrane
Molecular function (GO): protein binding
Source: RefSeq, a predicted model, not a curated record
ACAGAGUCGCCAAAUGAAGGACACCGCGUCGGCGGGAAGCACGGUGGUGGACUUGGCGACGGCGCGAGAGAACUACCUGGCUGAGCAGGAAAAGGAUUAUCCCAACGUGUCCGUCAAGUUCCGGUAUGCACAAGCCCUCACCCGUGACGAGAAAGCGGAGAACAAAUCGCGAGGCGUCGGCCUGUUGAUCGACAUGCUCGAUGAGCACGGCAUCAACAAGAUCGAGUGCCUUUUCACCCUCUCAACGACGUACUUUGAGCUCGGCGAUCACGCCAAAUGCCGACAGCACUGCGAACGGCUGCUACGUAUCGACCCCAAGCACGAGAAAGCGUUGAACCUCCACAGAUGUGUCAAGGACACUCUAUCAAAGGACAGCGCGAUCGGGAUCGGGUUGGCUGCCGGGGCGGUGGUAGCGCUUGGCAUUGCGCUCAAGUUCUUACUCAAAAACAAGAAUUGAUGAAUGCUCUGUCGCGUCGGUCAUCCGCAAACAAGACGACACAAAUGAUCCCGAUCGUUC